This is a messenger RNA of Penicillium olsonii, 660 nucleotides long. NCBI's taxonomy places the organism in Eukaryota, Fungi, Ascomycota, Eurotiomycetes, Eurotiales, Aspergillaceae. The record is from the annotation of a GenBank genome assembly.
AUGUCCAACCGCAUUACUUUCUACGUCGACAUCGUCAGCCCCUUUGCCUACAUCGCCUUUCACGUCCUGCGAAACUCCCCAGCCUUUGCCCAAUGUGAAGUCACCUAUGUCCCCAUCUUCCUCGGGGGGCUAAUGCAAGCCUGCGGCAAUAAUCCCCCGAUCAAUAUCAAGAAUAAGAAAAACUACCUGGGACAGCAGCGAGUGCGAUGGGCCAAAUACUUCUCGGUCCCCAUUAUUGAGGGAUUCCCCAAGGGCUUCCCCAUCCGCACGCUGGCCGUGCAGCGUGCCCUCUGUGCGGUUUCCCAGCGCACCCCCGAGAAGCUCGCCGACGUGAUCGGCGCCCUGUUCCACGCGUUCUGGGCCGAGGGCAACACCACCGUCGGCGAGCCCGAGGGGUUCGCACCCAUCCUCGAAGGGGUUCUCGGGAAACCCGAAACUCAGGAAGUCAUUGCCGCGAUGAGCCACCCGGACAUCAAGGCCCUCUUGCUGUCCAAUACGGACCGGUCCUUUGGCGCUGGUGCUUUUGGGCUGCCUUGGUUCGAGUGCACCAACUCCCGGGGAGAGACGGAGGGCUUCUUCGGCGUGGAUCACAUUGGCCAGGUUGCCGAUUUCCUCGGACUGGAUCGCUCCUUGGAUAAAGGGUUCCGCGCUGCACUUUGA